Molecule: messenger RNA, 1943 nt
Organism: Temnothorax curvispinosus
Lineage: Eukaryota; Metazoa; Arthropoda; Insecta; Hymenoptera; Formicidae
Product: mini-chromosome maintenance complex-binding protein-like
Exons: 9
Coding region: 87-1838 (583 amino acids)
Biological process (GO): DNA-templated DNA replication
Molecular function (GO): chromatin binding
Source: RefSeq, a predicted model, not a curated record
UCGAGAAAGUCAUCUUGCACGGAGGCCUACCAGCUUUUCUUUAUUAGGAUUAGUGAUUACGUUGGGAUAACACGAGUUUCCUCAAAAUGACAUCGAUCGAGAUAAAGAAUUGGACGCCGGAGUACUAUGUCGCAAAUCAGUCGGACUGUCAGCAAAUUCUGGAAGGUUCAGAUGCACUGAUGGAAAUACCGUUGUUGAACAAUGCUCGAUUACACGACAUCAAAGAUAAAGAGUUGGUCAGAUUCCGAGGGAUGAUUCAGGAUAUGUAUAAUCCUGAGUAUUAUUUUAAGCAGUACGAGGUGAAGAACACAGACACAGGGGAGAGUAACAUUAGAUCCGGGAUGUAUAUGGAUGCGGCUCGAUGUCUGCCGCACGAAGAAAUAUCGUUGUAUUCCAACAAGAAUAAAAACUCAGAGAGACAAACUUACGUUGUGAUUUCUAUACCUGGGUUAAAUGACUGGGCAAAGGAAAAGAGUACGAAUACACGGACUUCUGAUGCAACGACACACAACAAUAGUAUCAGUAAAAGGAGUUUGGAUGAUAAUGACUCAGAGGAAAUGGAUUGCUCGGAACCUGUUACAAAAAAAGAGAAAGUCUCAGAUAGUAAUGAUGUAGACAUGAGCAAUACAAAAGUUCAAAAUAUGUUAUCAGAAGAUCACAUAUUGAAUUUUCCAAUUCCAAUUGAUGGGGGAAGAGCUUGCAUAGUAAAGGUUUAUGACGAGACUAUCUUAAAACUGAACCAGGUUAUCGAUGUAAUAGGAUUUAUAUCGUUGGAUCCAAUAUUAAGUACUAUUCAUGGCUCAGAUGAUGAGAUGAACGAAGCCGAAAUACAUACUCAUAAUCCACCGGCUUCCCUAGUACCUCGGUUACACGCAGUAAAAAUAAUUGAGCUCACAAAACCUAAAAUUUUAAAUGCUCCGGAAAUAAUGUCUAAAGCACAGCUCAUCAGGAGUGAUUUGCACAUAAUAUUAAGUCAAUUACUAUUUGGAGAUAGCUUAGCUGCGGAUUACUUGAUAUGUCACCUGCUUUCUACAAUAUAUAUGAGGAGAGAUUACUUUUGUCUCGGUACAUUUCCGUUGAACAUAACGAAUUUUCCAGCGAGUAAACUCAAGAUUUUCCCGAAAGAGUUUUAUAAUUUUCUAAAAUUAUUUGUAAAGAAAAGUCACUUUUUGGAGAUGACUUUGGAAAAUUUGAACGAACUGGCUUUAAUUCCGAAGAAGGAUUAUGAAUGCAAUAGAUUGACGAGUGGUAUUCUUCAAUUAAGCAAUAAUACGCACCUUGUAAUAGACGAGACAGGCUUAACCACCGGUACACUUACUGGGACUGGCAAGGAAAAUUAUAAAGCCCUUUCUGAUCUACUUACGUUUCAAAAACUGACGUACGACUUUAAGUAUUACACAAUGGAAUACGAAACAGACAUCCCAAUUCUAAUCUUUUCCGAUGUGAAGUCGUUCGUUCCUUGUCCCAUUCAAAUUAUUUUAAAUGUCGAUGCGGAUUCGGAAAAUUUAUAUAGUCAGGUAGUUGAAGCUGCACAUCAGUAUUUGAAAGAUGAGAAUCGAUUGGCGAAUAUGCGUCAGUACAUAGAAGCCUUGAAGGACGCAGAAUUCGUUUUUAAUGAAGAAAUCACAAAAACUAUCCAAGACGAUUUUGUGAAGAUGCGCAGUGCAAACAAGAAUAUAGAUGCAGACAACCUACACGCAUUAAUGGUUUUCGCUAGAUUAAUGUCUUUAUCUUAUGGACAAACGACGCUAGAUAUAGAAUGCUGGAAGAAAACCGUGCAAUUGGAAAUGGAAAGAAUGAGUAGGCUGCCACAGCGCGGAAGGACGAAAGUUCAAUAGCCGUUUAAUAGCCCAUAUUCUCCUUGGCGUGCCUCUCAUUACGUUCCUUUUGGACACUUCGAAAUCCUAUCCGGGCGGAUUCACCGUACCCCUUGGAAUGAUCAA